Salvelinus fontinalis (brook trout) is the source of this 1744-nucleotide messenger RNA. RefSeq names its product 2,4-dienoyl CoA reductase 1, mitochondrial (gene decr1). The transcript has 10 exons. Gene Ontology annotation, cellular component: mitochondrion. Gene Ontology annotation, biological process: fatty acid beta-oxidation. Gene Ontology annotation, molecular function: 2,4-dienoyl-CoA reductase (NADPH) activity. The record is from RefSeq and is a predicted model, not a curated record. Lineage: Eukaryota; Metazoa; Chordata; Actinopteri; Salmoniformes; Salmonidae. Bases 35 to 1054 code for a protein of 339 amino acids.
AAUCAGGGCAAAAGUCAAAUCAAAUUUUGAAAACAUGGCGUCCACUUUACUGUGUCGGGUGUCAUCAAUAUUUAAAACUGAUUUAACCUUGCCGUUGAAGAGUCUUGUCUACAGACGGUUGUUCAGCAGUGGGACCAGGGCAUUGAGUGAGACUGGACCCCCCCAGGCUAAAUUCUUUCCUGCAAAUGAGGGAUCAAUGCUGCUCCCUGGGACUUACAAAGGCAAAGUGGCCUUUAUCACAGGAGGAGGAACGGGGUUGGGAAAAGGCAUGACCACAACACUGUCAGCACUAGGGGCAGAGUGUGUCAUCGCUAGCAGAAAACUGGAUGUUUUGAAAAAGACUGCAGAGGAAAUUACAGGUCAGACAGGAAAUAAGGUCCAUGCUGUGCAGUGUGAUGUUAGAGACCCCAAGUCAAUUGAAGCUGCUGUGGACCAACUGGUAGAGGUUGCUGGUCUCCCUGAUGUGGUGAUCAACAACGCUGCAGGGAACUUCAUCUCCCCGUCAGAGAAGCUGUCUGCCAACGCAUGGAGGACUAUCACAGACAUCGUCCUGAAUGGCACGGCCUUCGUCACCCUGGAACUGGGCAAAAGGCUGAUACUGGCCGAGAAGGGUGCUGCGUUUCUGGCUAUCACCACCAUAUACGCAGAGACCGGCUCUGGAUUUGUGGUUCCCAGCGCGGCUGCCAAGUCAGGAGUGGAAACUCUGUGCACGUCUCUGGCUGCGGAGUGGGGGAGGUACGGCUUGAGGUUUAAUGUCAUCCAGCCAGGACCAAUCAGAACCAAGGGGGCCUUCAGUCGUCUCGAUCCCACAGGCAUGUUUGAGAAGGCCAUGAUCGGUAGGAUACCCGUGGGCAGGCUGGGCACGCCCGGAGAGAUUGCCAACCUGGCAGCCUACCUGUGCAGUGACUAUGCCAGCUGGGUGUCUGGAGCGAUCAUUCGAAUGGACGGUGGAGAGUAUGUCUCCAUGGCAGGAGAAUUCAAUGAUCUGAGGAGGGUCACUAAGGAGCAGUGGGCUAUGAUGGAGACCAUGAUCAGGGGUACCAAGGGAUCCUAAGAAGUCAAGAUGGGGACAUACACUUCCCGGAGCAGCAGGUAGCCUAGUGAUUAGAGCGUUGGACUAAUAACUGAAAGGUUGCAAGAUUGAAUACCCGAGCUGACAAGUUAAAAAUCUGUCGUUCUACACCUGAACAAGGCAGUUAACCCACUGUUCCUAGGCCGUCAUUGAAAAUAUGAAUUUGUUCUUAGCUGACUUGCCUAGUUAAUUAAAGAUAAUUUAAAAAAAUGUUUUACUAACUCUCUACCACUGUUAAUGCUCCAGGGAAACACAGACACGCAGAUACAGUAGGGCAGCAUUUGAAGAGAAAAUGGCUUCAUCAGGAGGCCAACUAUUUAGAGCAGGUUUGAGAGAGAGAACUUUAUAAUCUUUUUGUUCUCACUCUGUCUGAGAUUCUACUGGCUACAGCACUUCCUGGAUGAAACUGACUUCUCGUUGGUUGAAAAAACGUUCCUACAAUUGACUUGGUAUUUUGCCAGUAACAUUUAUCAUUUGUUUUUACAAUGAUGCCUUGAAAAGAAUGAAUUCUGUUCUUUUAAAAAAACAUGUUUCAAUGGACUAUCUAAGUUGACGUCCAGUAAUGCUAUUCAUUGCUGUUAAAUGAUUGUCUUGUGCUCUGUGUGUACAAUACGUGAGCUUUACAUGGAUUUGUCUGUAUGGAGUAUGUUGAAUAAAAGACAGUAGACAUUU